Messenger RNA from Trypanosoma rangeli, 657 nucleotides. RefSeq names its product 60S ribosomal protein L13. Lineage: Eukaryota; Euglenozoa; Kinetoplastea; Trypanosomatida; Trypanosomatidae. Gene Ontology annotation, molecular function: structural constituent of ribosome; RNA binding. The transcript has a single exon. Gene Ontology annotation, cellular component: cytosolic large ribosomal subunit; ribosome. The record is from RefSeq and is a predicted model, not a curated record. The coding region runs from base 1 to 657 and encodes 218 amino acids. Gene Ontology annotation, biological process: translation.
AUGCCGAAGGGAAACAACGCGAUCCCCCAUGUGCACCGGAGGAAGCACUGGAACCCGUGCUCCUCGCAGAAGGGCAACCUGAAGGUCUUUCUCAAUCAACCCGCGCAGAAGCAGCGCCGUCGUCGCCUUCGCCUGCUGAAGGCGAAGAAGACGUUCCCGCGUCCGCUGAAGGCGCUGCGCCCGCAGGUGAACUGCCCCACGGUGCGUCACAACAUGAAGAAGCGCCUGGGCCGUGGCUUCACCGUUGAGGAGCUGAAGGCAGCCGGUGUCAACCCUCGUGUUGCCCCGACGAUUGGCAUUCGCGUGGAUCGCCGCCGCAAGAAUAAGAGUGAGGAGGGCAUGAACAUAAACAUCCAGCGCCUGAAGACGUACAUGAGCAAGCUGGUGCUAUUCCCUAUGAGCUCCAAGAACGUACGGAAGGGUGAGGCCACCGAGGAGGAGAUGAAGGCCGCCGCUCAGGAUCGCACCCGCUUCGGCACUGCGGCUGUUGGUGGUCUUGUGACGCCAGCCCCCGAGGCCCCGCGCAAGCUGACGGAGGAGGAGCGCACAAAGAACGUGUACAAGUUCCUCAAGAAGAACCACAGCGCGGUUCGCUUCUUUGGUGCCCGCAGGGCUCGUGCAGAGCGAAAGGAGGCCAAGGAGAAUGAGAAGAAGUAG